Molecule: messenger RNA, 1924 nt
Organism: Menidia menidia (Atlantic silverside)
Lineage: Eukaryota; Metazoa; Chordata; Actinopteri; Atheriniformes; Atherinopsidae
Source: the annotation of a GenBank genome assembly
UCAAGGAGCGAAUCGACAACCGUGAGUCGGAAUGUAUUUAUUUAUUAAUUUUAGCUAUUUCUAUGGAAUGUAUGUCCUCUCUGGAACAUUACAUCGUUAUGUAAUGCUGGACGAAGAUAGGGCGUAUUUGUUUUUUCUCAAUCCUAAAAAGUUCGAGUAAUAGGUUUUAAUGGGAAAUUUUGCUUUUUUCGUUAUGUUUUUUUUCAGCCUGGUGGAAGAAAGUGGUCCUGUUUGUUUUUAACGAACAGUAGGCUAGUUUUAAAAAAUGGGGAGAAAUAGGAAAAGGUGUUUUUUCCCUGUACAUGAAAAGAAGCAACAUAAAAACAAAACACAACAAGUGUGUGAAAAACUUAAAUAACUUCGUGUUAAGAGUGUAAACUCUUAAACCUUCCUGUUGGUUGCAUUUCACACACCAGUGGGGUUUAUGAGAAACUUGAUCACAAUCAAACCAGUCUAUGAGAAAAGACUGAGAAAGCUACUGAACUCGUAAUGUUUCCCUGUUAAUAACUGUAUUCCAGUUAUAAAUACCAGACACCUUUAUCUUGCUUCCUUGUAGACCUAUAAACGUUUUCUGUUUCUGUUGUACUAGGUGGUUGUCUCUUUUCCUCUUCCUUCCUGUUUGUCGACUCUGUCCCCGGUGGCGUGGGCUGAGGCUCAGACCUGUGCACGUCCUGACCGGCAGGCGAUGGACAGACGGACGCUGUCCCGCAUUGACGAGGAGCUGGACUCCUCUGAGGUGGCGGAGCUCUGCUUCUUGUGUAGUGAUGUCGUUAACAGGAGGCGCCUGGAGGGGAUUACGGACGGAAAGACACUCUUCAUGAGACUUGAGGAGAAAGGCCUUUUGGAGAACAGCUCGUUCCUCUGUCAGCUGCUCCAGAUCAUCCAUCGAGCUGAUCUCCUCAACCAGCUGCAGAAUGACUACAGACAGCAAGAGGAAACGGAUGCCAACCCCAUCCUGUCUGCGUACAGGGUGAUGCUGUAUGAUAUAUAUAAGGACAUGACCGAGGAGAAUUUCGAGAAGAUUAAGUUUAUGCUGAAUAGCAAGCUGGGAAGAAGGCAGCUGGAGAUGAGCAAAACCGUUUUGGACGUGUUUGUCGAAAUGGAAAAGACGGGAUUAAUGUCACAAAGAGAUGUCACCGAGCUCCACGCGCUGCUGCAAGACCUGGAUGUGCAGCUGGCAGGGAGAGUGGAGAGGUACACACAAGCGUUACCUCCGCAAAUCCAGCACAUUCCAUCAGGCUCCUUCAGCAUAGAUCAACAGAGACCUAACGUCGCUUCUCUUGCACCACUAUCCUCUCUGUCCAUACAGGAUAAUCAGUCCAUCUACGAUCUCCCCGUUUCAGCUUCAGAAUCCCUGCUCCCCUCCUCGGGUGAAGAAAGGAGCAUUUGCACUGACGCACUACCCAAAGUUGAGUCGUCCUCCCUUUCUGAUGAGGGGGAUUACUACUCUUUGAGCCAUAUGCCCCGAGGCUUGUGUGUGAUCAUCAACAAUGAGGUCUUCCCGGACACCAAUCUGAGAAAGCGCCAAGGAACUCAGGAGGACGAGAGUUUGUGCUGUUUAGUUAUUUCGUUUUUGGAGGCUCUGCAUUCAGUGUUUGAGAGAUUAGGCUUUGAGGUGGUGACACACAGAGACCUGACAGCAGAAAGGAUUCGCGUUGAAAUGGCCAAACUUGGCAAGAGGAAUUUUUCAAGCGACGAUGCCUUGGUCAUCGCCGUGCUGUCCCACGGAGACAUGGGCUGCAUCUUCGGCAGUGAUGAGAAGAAGGUGCCGCUGCAGGACCUGACGGGCCCCUUUAAAACCGGCAGAGCCAUCACUCUGGCUAGGAAGCCCAAACUCUUCUUCAUCCAAGCGUGCCAGGGCAGCGAGUACCAGAAAGGAUCCGUGCUGCGCCACCCGGCCAACAAGCUGGACAGCGAGGAAAAC